AUGGGGCGUGAUUUCUUCCAAAUUCUGCCAUCAGAAUUAACCUCCAACAUCCUCUCACGCCUCCCAUUCCGAAGCGUUGCAAUCAGCAAAUGCGUUUGCAAAUCAUGGCUCAAUCUGCUCGAUUCCGACUAUUUCAAAAUAAAACCCCCACCCGCCCUUGUUUGCUUGAAGGGGAACGCUUCUCGUUGCACAAUUAUCGAAAUCGAAGACAAAGACGAAGUCGAUCUAGAGAGCCACGAUCUUCACUACAUUCCGCUCACAGAUUUCGAUAUCCCUCACAGAAGCAGCCGCACAAUGAGAUUUACCGCUGCUGAUGGCUUGCUUCUUCUACACUCAUAUAUCGAUGAUCCCGAAACUCUUCACAUAUGCAAUCCUCUCACUCGUGAAUAUAUCGUGCUCUGCUGUCCUAAGCAAUGCACCUUAUUUGAUUAUAUGGUUGCUUUUUGUGUGAGCAAAAUAAGUGGGCAAUAUAAGGUGGUCUGUUUAUGUCGGACCCCCUCUGAAUACGACUAUUUUCAGCUGUGUGGUUUCGAUGUCGAAACAGAAUGUUUUAGCAUCUUCUCUCCUCCUCCAGCUCUAGCUCUAGCUCUUCUUGCAGAUGGAGAUGAGGAGUUUUAUUUUGAAUUGACUGUUUUUAGGGACUGUCUAUGUAUUUGUUACAUACAGGACAAUGAAAUCAUCAUCUGGUUGAUGAAAGAAUACCGAGUUGAGGAAUCUUGGACCAUAGAGUACAAGUUGAAUACUAUUGGUUUUGAAUUUGAUCCUCAGGUUGAAAAUUUUGUUUAUCCUAUUAAAGUUUUCAAAGAUGGCGACAUUUUGAUGCUGUUGAACGGAGAUCGGUUCAUCUUCUACUCCAACAAGACAAAAACUAUUCAACACGUAGCGUCAAUAUAUAGCCCCUGGAGGGUCCUUGCUGGUUUCAUCGGGUCAAGCAUCGAGUGGAAGUGGCAUCAGGCAGCAAUGGCGGUGCUGGCACUGAUGGUGGUGGUGGUGGUGUGUUUAUAG
This is a messenger RNA of Salvia splendens (bonfire salvia), 1005 nucleotides long. RefSeq lists its product as uncharacterized. The coding region runs from base 1 to 1005 and encodes 334 amino acids. The transcript is spliced from 3 exons. Gene Ontology annotation, molecular function: protein binding. The record is from RefSeq and is a predicted model, not a curated record. Lineage: Eukaryota; Viridiplantae; Streptophyta; Magnoliopsida; Lamiales; Lamiaceae.